Molecule: messenger RNA, 159 nt
Organism: Plasmopara halstedii
Lineage: Eukaryota; Oomycota; Peronosporomycetes; Peronosporales; Peronosporaceae
Exons: 2
Coding region: 1-159 (52 amino acids)
Source: RefSeq, a predicted model, not a curated record
AUGUCGGAGGGAAUUGACUGUCCAUCGCCAUCACGACUAGAGUUACCUUUGGUGCGAGACUACACAUUAACCGUUGACGAUUACAAUUUGGCGUACCUGCAAAUUUUCUAUGACCAAGAGAGAGGUUAUGGUCGCUUAUAUCAAGACGCACCCUACUAG